Molecule: messenger RNA, 1272 nt
Organism: Nicotiana attenuata
Lineage: Eukaryota; Viridiplantae; Streptophyta; Magnoliopsida; Solanales; Solanaceae
Exons: 2
Coding region: 1-1272 (423 amino acids)
Source: RefSeq, a predicted model, not a curated record
AUGUGGUGGAACGACUUAGGAAAAGUCAGCAAAAAUACUGUGGUAAAAGUUUUGGGCGGUCUUGUUGGUCUUCUGAAAAUCAAACCGAGGUUGGAUGUAAUCGAGGCUUUGAUACCCUUUUGGGACCCGACUCAUAAUGUGUUCCAUUUUUCUGAUUUUGAGCUAACCCCCACGCUGGAGGAAAUAGCGGGCUAUGCCGGUCUAAGUGAGAAUCUCAGAAGUCGAUACCCAGUGGCGCCAAGAACAGUGACUCCUCAUAAGUUUUUGGACCUGCUGAGCAUCAAUCGGGAGGUUCAAGAUGGAAAUUUAUCCGAAGGAUUUUGCACAUUCUACUUCUUGUACCAUCGUUAUGGCAAUCCCCACGGUUUUGAAGCACCAGAUACCGGCCUAACUCAUUCAGGAAACAAAGAUAAAUGGGAAGCACGGCGAGGACUGGCUUUUAUAGUGGCAUUCUUGGGUGUUUUAAUUUGCCCAAGAAAAGAUGGAAACAUAGAAUUGGGUCUUAUAGGAAUGGCCGACGUCAUGACUAAAAAAGCUAAUGGCACCCUUGUUCCAAUGAUCUUAGCGGAGAUUUAUCGAGCUUUAGCUGUCUGCCGAGAAGGGGGAAAAUUCUUCGAGGGCUGUAACAUGCUCCUGCAACUUUGGACACAAGAACAUCUCUGUCACCGCUUGAGGUACAUGACCUACGGCAUGACUGGUCUGAACUGCAUUGAAGAAUAUGAAAACCGAGUGGUGGGUUGUGAAUUUCCAGAAGUCGAGGUGUGCUAUCUUCUCUUAAUGGGCCUCCGAAGCAUCCAUUCAUACGCUCCGCACAGGGUGCUACGCCAGCUAGGCCGGUUUCAAACUAUCCCACAUGAUGAAGAUCUGAGCCGACAAGUCAUUGAAUUGGGUCCAAAAGCUGUGUUCCCCGAAGCAAAAGUUCGUCAGAUUUGGAAUCAGUGUAGGUUUCUAGAGCCAAAGACUCGGGUAAGGGAUGUAUCCAAAGGCGAGCUAGAGCCUAGUUACACGAUUUGGUUUGGUAAAAGGUUUCAAGUCCAUCAAGAGCCCGAAAGGCCUGCUAAAAGACCCCAUGUCCAGCAAUUCACUGAUGAGUCACGGGAGCAAUGGGAUUGGUUGGAAAAAGAGACAAACUACAGAGCCACAAUAAGCAAAUUGGAGGGGCAGAUCCGUGAUCUUAAAUUUGACAACAGUGUACAAGCUGCUGCUGAUGAAGGGGAAAAGAAGAAAUUGGCUCAGGAAAACAAAGCCCUUCGAUCCCAGAUCCAAAAAUGA